AUGCACAAACCCAGAGAAAAAGGCAAGGAGAAAAAGGCAAGGAGAAAAAGGCAAGGAGAAAAAGGCAAGGAGAAAAAGGCAAGGAGAAAAAGGCAAGGAGAAAAAGGCAAGGAGAAAAAGGCAAGGAGAAAAAGGCAAGGAGAAAAAGGCAAGGAGAAAAAGGCAAGGAGAAAAAGGCAAGGAGAAAAAGGCAAGGAGAAAAAGGCAAGGAGAAAAAGGCAAGGAGAAAAAGGCAAGGAGAAAAAGGCAAGGAGAAAAAGGCAAGGAGAAAAAGGCAAGGAGAAAAAGGCAAGGAGAAAAAGGCAAGGAGAAAAAGGCAAGGAGGAGAAGGCAAGGAGGAGAAGGCAAGGAGAAAAAGGCAAGGAGAAAAAGGCAAGGAGAAAAAGGCAAGGAGAAAAAGGCAAGGAGAAAAAGGCAAGGAGAAAAAGGCAAGGAGAAAAAGGCAAGGAGAAAAAGGCAAGGAGAAAAAGGCAAGGAGAAAAAGGCAAGGAGAAAAAGGCAAGGAGAAAAAGGCAAGGAGAAAAAGGCAAGGAGAAAAAGGCAAGGAGAAAAAGGCAAGGAGAAAAAGGCAAGGAGAAAAAGGCAAGGAGAAAAAGGCAAGGAGAAAAAGGCAAGGAGAAAAAGGCAAGGAGAAAAAGGCAAGGAGAAAAAGGCAAGGAGAAAAAGGCAAGGAGAAAAAGGCAAGGAGAAAAAGGCAAGGAGAAAAAGGCAAGGAGAAAAAGGCAAGGAGAAAAAGGCAAGGAGAAAAAGGCAAGGAGAAAAAGGCAAGGAGAAAAAGGCAAGGAGAAAAAGGCAAGGAGAAAAAGGCAAGGAGAAAAAGGCAAGGAGAAAAAGGCAAGGAGAAAAAGGCAAGGAGAAAAAGGCAAGGAGAAAAAGGCAAGGAGAAAAAGGCAAGGAGAAAAAGGCAAGGAGAAAAAGGCAAGGAGAAAAAGGCAAGGAGAAAAAGGCAAGGAGAAAAAGGCAAGGAGAAAAAGGCAAGGAGAAAAAGGCAAGGAGAAAAAGGCAAGGAGAAAAAGGCAAGGAGAAAAAGGCAAGGAGAAAAAGGCAAGGAGAAAAAGGCAAGGAGAAAAAGGCAAGGAGAAAAAGGCAAGGAGAAAAAGGCAAGGAGAAAAAGGCAAGGAGAAAAAGGCAAGGAGAAAAAGGCAAGGAGAAAAAGGCAAGGAGAAAAAGGCAAGGAGAAAAAGGCAAGGAGAAAAAGGCAAGGAGAAAAAGGCAAGGAGAAAAAGGCAAGGAGAAAAAGGCAAGGAGAAAAAGGCAAGGAGAAAAAGGCAAGGAGAAAAAGGCAAGGAGAAAAAGGCAAGGAGAAAAAGGCAAGGAGAAAAAGGCAAGGAGAAAAAGGCAAGGAGAAAAAGGCAAGGAGAAAAAGGCAAGGAGAAAAAGGCAAGGAGAAAAAGGCAAGGAGAAAAAGGCAAGGAGAAAAAGGCAAGGAGAAAAAGGCAAGGAGAAAAAGGCAAGGAGAAAAAGGCAAGGAGAAAAAGGCAAGGAGAAAAAGGCAAGGAGAAAAAGGCAAGGAGAAAAAGGCAAGGAGAAAAAGGCAAGGAGAAAAAGGCAAGGAGAAAAAGGCAAGGAGAAAAAGGCAAGGAGAAAAAGGCAAGGAGAAAAAGGCAAGGAGAAAAAGGCAAGGAGAAAAAGGCAAGGAGAAAAAGGCAAGGAGAAAAAGGCAAGGAGAAAAAGGCAAGGAGAAAAAGGCAAGGAGAAAAAGGCAAGGAGAAAAAGGCAAGGAGAAAAAGGCAAGGAGAAAAAGGCAAGGAGAAAAAGGCAAGGAGAAAAAGGCAAGGAGAAAAAGGCAAGGAGAAAAAGGCAAGGAGAAAAAGGCAAGGAGAAAAAGGCAAGGAGAAAAAGGCAAGGAGAAAAAGGCAAGGAGAAAAAGGCAAGGAGAAAAAGGCAAGGAGAAAAAGGCAAGGAGAAAAAGGCAAGGAGAAAAAGGCAAGGAGAAAAAGGCAAGGAGAAAAAGGCAAGGAGAAAAAGGCAAGGAGAAAAAGGCAAGGAGAAAAAGGCAAGGAGAAAAAGGCAAGGAGAAAAAGGCAAGGAGAAAAAGGCAAGGAGAAAAAGGCAAGGAGAAAAAGGCAAGGAGAAAAAGGCAAGGAGAAAAAGGCAAGGAGAAAAAGGCAAGGAGAAAAAGGCAAGGAGAAAAAGGCAAGGAGAAAAAGGCAAGGAGAAAAAGGCAAGGAGAAAAAGGCAAGGAGAAAAAGGCAAGGAGAAAAAGGCAAGGAGAAAAAGGCAAGGAGAAAAAGGCAAGGAGAAAAAGGCAAGGAGAAAAAGGCAAGGAGAAAAAGGCAAGGAGAAAAAGGCAAGGAGAAAAAGGCAAGGAGAAAAAGGCAAGGAGAAAAAGGCAAGGAGAAAAAGGCAAGGAGAAAAAGGCAAGGAGAAAAAGGCAAGGAGAAAAAGGCAAGGAGAAAAAGGCAAGGAGAAAAAGGCAAGGAGAAAAAGGCAAGGAGAAAAAGGCAAGGAGAAAAAGGCAAGGAGAAAAAGGCAAGGAGAAAAAGGCAAGGAGAAAAAGGCAAGGAGAAAAAGGCAAGGAGAAAAAGGCAAGGAGAAAAAGGCAAGGAGAAAAAGGCAAGGAGAAAAAGGCAAGGAGAAAAAGGCAAGGAGAAAAAGGCAAGGAGAAAAAGGCAAGGAGAAAAAGGCAAGGAGAAAAAGGCAAGGAGGAGAAGGCAAGGAGAAAAAGGCAAGGAGAAAAAGGCAAGGAGAAAAAGGCAAGGAGAAAAAGGCAAGGAGAAAAAGGCAAGGAGAAAAAGGCAAGGAGAAAAAGGCAAGGAGAAAAAGGCAAGGAGAAAAAGGCAAGGAGAAAAAGGCAAGGAGAAAAAGGCAAGGAGAAAAAGGCAAGGAGAAAAAGGCAAGGAGAAAAAGGCAAGGAGAAAAAGGCAAGGAGAAAAAGGCAAGGAGAAAAAGGCAAGGAGAAAAAGGCAAGGAGAAAAAGGCAAGGAGAAAAAGGCAAGGAGAAAAAGGCAAGGAGAAAAAGGCAAGGAGAAAAAGGCAAGGAGAAAAAGGCAAGGAGAAAAAGGCAAGGAGAAAAAGGCAAGGAGAAAAAGGCAAGGAGAAAAAGGCAAGGAGAAAAAGGCAAGGAGAAAAAGGCAAGGAGAAAAAGGCAAGGAGAAAAAGGCAAGGAGAAAAAGGCAAGGAGAAAAAGGCAAGGAGAAAAAGGCAAGGAGAAAAAGGCAAGGAGAAAAAGGCAAGGAGAAAAAGGCAAGGAGAAAAAGGCAAGGAGAAAAAGGCAAGGAGAAAAAGGCAAGGAGAAAAAGGCAAGGAGAAAAAGGCAAGGAGAAAAAGGCAAGGAGAAAAAGGCAAGGAGAAAAAGGCAAGGAGAAAAAGGCAAGGAGAAAAAGGCAAGGAGAAAAAGGCAAGGAGAAAAAGGCAAGGAGAAAAAGGCAAGGAGAAAAAGGCAAGGAGAAAAAGGCAAGGAGAAAAAGGCAAGGAGAAAAAGGCAAGGAGAAAAAGGCAAGGAGAAAAAGGCAAGGAGAAAAAGGCAAGGAGAAAAAGGCAAGGAGAAAAAGGCAAGGAGAAAAAGGCAAGGAGAAAAAGGCAAGGAGAAAAAGGCAAGGAGAAAAAGGCAAGGAGAAAAAGGCAAGGAGAAAAAGGCAAGGAGAAAAAGGCAAGGAGAAAAAGGCAAGGAGAAAAAGGCAAGGAGAAAAAGGCAAGGAGAAAAAGGCAAGGAGAAAAAGGCAAGGAGAAAAAGGCAAGGAGAAAAAGGCAAGGAGAAAAAGGCAAGGAGAAAAAGGCAAGGAGAAAAAGGCAAGGAGAAAAAGGCAAGGAGAAAAAGGCAAGGAGAAAAAGGCAAGGAGAAAAAGGCAAGGAGAAAAAGGCAAGGAGAAAAAGGCAAGGAGAAAAAGGCAAGGAGAAAAAGGCAAGGAGAAAAAGGCAAGGAGAAAAAGGCAAGGAGAAAAAGGCAAGGAGAAAAAGGCAAGGAGAAAAAGGCAAGGAGAAAAAGGCAAGGAGAAAAAGGCAAGGAGAAAAAGGCAAGGAGAAAAAGGCAAGGAGAAAAAGGCAAUGAGAAGGCAAGGAGAAAAAGGCAAUGAGAAGGCAAGGAGAAAAAGGCAAUGA
Messenger RNA from Schistocerca serialis cubense, 4041 nucleotides. Its product is annotated as axoneme-associated protein mst101(2)-like. The transcript has 2 exons. The record is from RefSeq and is a predicted model, not a curated record. Lineage: Eukaryota; Metazoa; Arthropoda; Insecta; Orthoptera; Acrididae. The coding region runs from base 1 to 4041 and encodes 1346 amino acids.